Messenger RNA from Camelina sativa (false flax), 1125 nucleotides. NCBI's taxonomy places the organism in Eukaryota, Viridiplantae, Streptophyta, Magnoliopsida, Brassicales, Brassicaceae. The record is from RefSeq and is a predicted model, not a curated record.
ACCAUGAAGAGCACGAACGGCGAAGCUUCUUCAAUGGGCUACGAGUUUUCCAGAGUUAGCAUCAAGGAUGCAAAAUCUAAGCCGCCGAUGAUAUAUUCCGAUGGUUUUUUUGGAGGGAGAGACGUGAUGAAAGUCGUGUUAUUAGUCGCAACCGUGACACUUUCUUGUCUAUUAUUCUACAAAUCUGCAAAUAAUCCACUCAACAUGAUGUUGUUUCCAUCGAAUACCGAUUGCUAUUCUUCAAAAGUCAUAAACGAGACUUUCUUAGAAACAGUACCAAGGAAGGAACCUGUUUCAAAUUUAGAAAGAGUAUUAAUGAAUGCGGCUAUGGAGGAUAACACGGUGAUCAUAACAGCGUUAAACCAAGCAUGGACCGAACCAAACUCAACGUUUGAUGUGUUUCGAGAGGGUUUUAAAGCCGGAAUAGGAACGGAGAGGCUAUUGAAGCAUGUGAUCGCGAUUUGCUUGGAUAACAAAGCAUAUGAUCAGUGCCUAAAGGUUCAUCCUCAUUGCUACUUGAUCAACGCCACGGAUUCAGACCAACUCUCUGGGCCAAACAAAUUCAUGACUCCUGGUUACUUAAAACUCAUUUGGCGGCGAAUGGAUCUUCUUAGACAAGUUAUUGGUUUAGGGUACAACUUCAUCUUCACGGAUGCAGAUAUAAUGUGGCUUCGAAAUCCAUUUCCUCGGCUAUAUCCAGAUGGAGAUUUCCAAAUGGCUUGUGAUCGAUUCUUCGGUGAUCCUAAUGACUCAGACAAUUGGGUAAAUGGAGGCUUCACUUACGUGAAAUCAAACCACAGAAGCAUCGAGUUCUACAAGUUUUGGUACAAAUCACGUCUAGAUUAUCCAAAGUUACAUGACCAAGAUGUGUUCAACAAAAUCAAACACAAGGCCUUAGUCUCGGAGAUUGGAAUCCAAAUGAGAUUCUUUGAUACGGUUUACUUUGGUGGGUUUUGUCAGACGAGCAGAGACAUAAACUUGGUGUGUACAAUGCAUGCUAAUUGUUGUAUUGGAUUAGAGAAGAAGCUUCAUGAUCUUAAUCUCGUUCUUGAUGACUGGAGAAAGUAUUUUUACAAACCAGAAAUCAGAUUCACUGGUUCGACUUUCCGAAAACGUAUUCCUUAA